Talaromyces proteolyticus is the source of this 2561-nucleotide messenger RNA. RefSeq names its product putative DNA replication licensing factor Mcm5. NCBI's taxonomy places the organism in Eukaryota, Fungi, Ascomycota, Eurotiomycetes, Eurotiales, Trichocomaceae. Gene Ontology annotation, molecular function: ATP binding; DNA replication origin binding; single-stranded DNA binding. Bases 111 to 2270 code for a protein of 719 amino acids. The transcript is spliced from 4 exons. Gene Ontology annotation, cellular component: nucleus; MCM complex. The record is from RefSeq and is a predicted model, not a curated record. Gene Ontology annotation, biological process: DNA replication; DNA replication initiation; double-strand break repair via break-induced replication.
GCCAGUGUUUGUCCCCGCACGAUCGCAGAAGAAAAAACCACCAGACUCACCAUCAUUUCUGCAUUUGUUCUUCUGCAUUUGGUCAUUUCUCAUCACAAACAGAAGUUCUCAUGGACAGACGAACCCCCUACACUUUGAGCGUUCUCGCUCCUAGCCAGGAUGGUGCCGAUGAAUCUCGUGUCGCCAUCCAGGCUCGGCUUCGAGAAUUCAUUCUCGCUUUCCAGCUCGACAAUUCUUUCAUUUACAGAGAUCAAUUACGGCAAAAUGUCCUGAUCAAACAAUACUAUUGCGAUGUGGACAUUGCGCACUUAAUAUCAUACAAUGAGGAGCUUGCUCACAAGCUGACGACAGAACCAGGUGACAUUAUUCCAUUGUUUGAGGGAGCACUAAGACAAUGUACCCAACACAUCGUGUACCCUUCUCAAAAAGAAAUAUCCCUUCCUCCGCACCAACUUCUCCUCCAUUCAAGUGCCUCCCAUAUCUCUAUUCGCGACCUUAACGCUACAAAUAUUUCCCAUCUUGUUAGAAUACCGGGUAUCGUGAUCGGCGCAUCUACCAUCUCCUCGAAAGCCACAGUUAUCAGCAUCCGUUGCAAGAAUUGUGAUUUUGUGGAUUAUAUCUCCGUUGACAGUGGAUUUUCCGGCUUGACACUGCCCAGAGUUUGCGGUCGCAAACGAGAUCCAAAGGAAGAUCAGUCUGACAAAUGCCCCUUGGAUCCUUACGUGAUUGCUCACGAGAAAUGCGACUUCGUCGAUCAACAAGUUCUCAAGCUACAGGAAGCUCCGGAUCAGGUUCCUGUAGGUGAAUUGCCUCGACAUGUUCUUAUCUCUGCCGAUCGGUAUUUAGCCAAUCGAGUUGUACCUGGAUCGCGUUGCACGGUUAUGGGUAUCUUCUCGAUCUACCAAGCCAAGGGCGGUGCCAAAGGAGCUGCAGUGGCAAUUCGCAACCCAUAUCUGCGUGCCGUUGGAAUUAGUAGCGACAUCGAUCAUACAGCCAAGGGAGCAGCCACCUUCACUGAAGAAGAGGAGCAAGAAUUUCUGGAAAUGAGCCGUCGGCCCGAUUUGUAUGACGCUUUAGCUCGAAGCAUUGCACCGUCGAUUUAUGGUAACCUCGACAUCAAGAAGGCUAUUGUUUGUCUGCUGAUGGGCGGCUCCAAGAAAAUUCUUCCUGACGGCAUUAAGCUACGUGGAGAUAUCAACGUGUUGUUGCUAGGUGAUCCUGGUACUGCCAAGUCCCAGCUGCUCAAAUUUGUCGAAAAAGCGUCUCCAAUUGCAAUCUACACUUCCGGAAAGGGCUCAUCUGCUGCCGGUCUCACAGCUUCUGUCCAAAGGGACCACAACACUCGCGAAUUUUACCUUGAGGGAGGUGCAAUGGUUCUCGCCGACGGCGGUGUUGUUUGUAUUGACGAGUUCGAUAAAAUGAGAGACGAAGACCGAGUUGCCAUUCACGAAGCCAUGGAGCAACAGACUAUUUCGAUUGCCAAAGCUGGUAUCACAACCAUUCUCAACUCAAGAACAUCCGUCCUUGCUGCUGCAAAUCCCACUUUUGGCCGUUAUGAUGAUCUGAAGUCACCAGGAGAAAACAUUGAUUUCCAGACCACCAUUCUAUCACGUUUCGACAUGAUCUUCAUUGUCCGUGACGAUCAUGACCGCACCCGUGACGAACGCAUAGCGCGACAUGUUAUGGGUAUUCACAUGGGCGGCAAGGGUCUUGACGAGUACACCGAAGCUGAAGUUCCUGUAGAGAAGAUGAAACGCUAUAUCAGCUACUGCAAAUCACGAUGCGCCCCUCAACUGUCCGAGGAAGCUGCAGAUAAACUCUCCUCACACUUCGUCUCCAUUCGCAAGCAAGUCCACCGUGCUGAGCUCGAUGCUAAUGCUCGGUCAUCCAUCCCAAUUACCGUUCGUCAACUCGAAGCCAUCGUGCGAAUCACUGAAUCUCUUGCUAAGCUCACUCUGUCUCCAAUCGCUACUACCACGCACGUUGACGAAGCUAUCCGGUUGUUCCUUGCAUCAACCAUGGAUGCAGUAACUCAAGGCGAGAAACAAGGAAGCAAAGAGCUAAUGGAAGAAGUUGCCAAGGUUGAAGAUGAACUCAAACGCCGCCUACCAAUCGGCUGGUCCACCAGUCUUGCCAACCUCCGCCGUGAGUUCGUGGACGGACGUGGAUACAGCGAGCAAGCUCUUAACCGCGCUCUGCUUGUGCUCCAGCGGAGAGACACUAUUCACAUCCGCUCGGGUGGAUCGCAAAUCUACCGAAACGGAGUAUAGAAACACAUCUUGUGUAGUCUAUGAUGUGACGAUGUAUAAUUUAUGGGCUUCUCGAUGUUCAAGGCAUAUAUGGCUGCGGGAUGGCGUAUGGAGUUUAGUUGUAUUCUCAUUCUAGGUAGAAUAUCUUCUUAAUACCCAAUUUGGAGACCAAAUAUCUUCCCUUCCAGAUGCAUCCCUAAUUUCAUAUUUAGAUUUUUACCUAUCACAUACCUAGCUAUGUGAGGGAUCAUGUUGAUUCCUAAUUACGAUUAGUGUAACCCCUCAAACUCACUGCCUCAGGGCACUCUGGAC